CUGAAAGGAACAUGGUGGCCGCUUCCUCCCUCCUAAGCAGCAGCAGUAACGGCGUCGGCGGCUCCUCAGGUUCUCUUUGAGGGGCCGGGACGCUGCGAGCACGGCGUCGGCAGAUCAGCCAGGCCACGGAGCGUCUCUGCGCUGAGGAAGCCGAGGCAGUCCGGUAUUUGUCUGACGCCGACGCCGCCACAGGGAUCCUAGGCAUAACAAUGAGAGAAGAUAAAGGUCCAAGAGUGGUUGAUUAUUUUGUAGUGGCAGGUCUCACGGAUACAUCAGCCCUUCUAGAUCAAGAGGGAAAUCGCUCUGAAACCAAGUCUUUUGGUCCAAAGGCUCCAAUCACUGACCUUGCAGUGAUCAUCAAGUCAGCAGGUGAAACUGUUCCUGAGGGAUAUACAUGUGUAGAAGCAACUCCUACAGGACUUCAGGCCAAUUUGAACUAUGGAAGUCUUAAAAGUCCGGAGCUUUUUCUUUGCUACAAGAGAAGCAGGGACAAACCACCGCUUACUGACAUUGGAGUUUUAUAUGAAGGGAAGGAGGUCGUAAAGCAAGAUUGUGAGGUGAUCCAGGCUACUCCCUAUGGCCGCUGUGCAAAUGUCAAUAAUAGUUCAGCCUCUUCCCAGCGAAUCUUUAUCACCUUUCGGAGGGCUCUUCCAGUGCGAGCUCAGAACUCCUUGGCUGUCACCGACAUAUGUGUUAUUGUAACUAGUAAAGGAGAAACCCCACCUCACACUUUCUGCAAAGUUGAUAAGAAUUUAAAUUGUGGCAUGUGGGGUUCCAGUGUAUACAUCUGUUACAAGAAGUCAGUUCCAGCUUCUAACUCAAUUGCAUAUAAAGCUGGUUUAAUAUUCAGAUAUCCAGAAGAUGACUAUGAGUCAUUCCCCUUGUCUGAAUCAGUACCUCUCUUCUGUCUUCCAAUGGGGGCUACCAUUGAAUGCUGGGAUCCUCAAACAAAAUACCCACUACCUGUAUUCUCAACAUUUGUUUUGACUGCCUUGUCUGCAGAAAAAGUAUAUGGUGCAGCUAUCCAGUUUUAUGAGCCUUAUGCACAAGAGUUAUUAAAUGAAAAGCAACACAUGCAGCUUGGUCUUCUGACAGCUGUAGAGAGAAAAAAAGUUACCUCCAAAUCUAUAAAUUCCAACAAAUGCAUCUGCCUUCUGUCACACUGGCCUUUCUUUGAAGCCUUCCGAAAAUUUCUGAUGUUUAUCUAUAAGCUGUCUGUGUCUGGGCCGCAUCCUCUUCCAAUUGAAAAGCACAUAUCUCACUUUAUGCAAAACAUACCUUUCCCUUCACCACAAAGACCAAGAAUCCUUGUGCAGCUUUCGGCCCAUGAUGCAUUAAUAUUAUCUCAACCAGUUUGUACACCUUUACCACUCAGUGGGGCAAACUACAGCACUCUGCUUAUGAACCUUGGACCAGAAAACUGUGCUACUUUACUCCUCUCUGUAUUGUUGGAAGGCAAGAUUCUACUACAUUCUCUCUGUCCAGCUGUGCUGACUGGAGUUGCCGAAGCUGUGGCUGCUAUGAUCUUUCCGUUUCAAUGGCAGUGUCCCUACAUCCCCCUCUGUCCUUUGUCUCUGGCAACAGUGCUCAGUGCUCCUGUCCCAUUUAUAGUUGGAGUUGAUUCACGGUAUUUUGAUCUGUAUGAGCCACCACAAGAUGUGGUUUGCAUUGAUUUAGACACAAACAUGGUGUACAUAUCAGAUGAUAAGAAGAGUAUGACCUGGAAGCUGCUCCCUAAGAAGCCUUGCAAAAGCCUUCUUGGAACAUUAAGGAAAUUGCACCCACAACUUGCCUUAGUUCACAGAAAGACCCAAGAAGGCUCUGCCGUUGAGAUGAAGCCGAUAGAGGCAGAUUUCUCCUGGCAGAAAAAGAUGACGCAGUUCGAAAUGGAGAUUCAGGAAGCUUUCCUGCGUUUUAUGGCCUAUAUCUUAAAAGGGUAUCGAAUUUUUCUUAAGCCAAUCACACAAGCACCUUCAAAUAAAACUACUGCUGUGGAUUCCCUGUUUGACCUUCAAGGAUUUUUAAAAAGUAGAGACCGUGCCUACACAAAAUUCUAUACAGCUUUAACAAAGACCCAGAUUUUUAGCCGCUUCAUUGAAGAAUGCAGUUUUGUGAGUGACAAAGAUACAGGAUUAGCAUUUUUUGAUGACUGUGUAGAAAAGCUUUUUCCUGAGAAAGGAUCAGAAAAAGGAGAUAAGGUUGAUGUCGACUCAGCAGAGGAUAUCCGGUUAAUUGAAUUUGAUGAAUCUCAGAAGAGUGAACAUACAGUAUUUAUAAUGCCACCAGAACCACCCCCAGACGAUGGACAGGAAAGAUUACCAAAGUAUAGCUACAAGACCUUCCCUAAGUUAGAGCUUAAGCUCUUUGACAGACCACAAGAUCUCAAACUUUCCUUGAAGAGGCACCCAGCUAAAAGCAACAUUUCAAAUAGUCCAGCGCUUAUGGCAAAGAGGACCAAGCAGGAAAUAAAAGCAGCCCAUAAACUAGCCAAGAGAUGCUACGCAAACUGCCCACAGUGGGCCAAAUUCCUUUUCAGUCAUUGUUACAGCUUAUGGUUUAUUUGUCUCCCAGCCUAUGUUAGACUUUCACAUCCCAAAGUCAGAGCACUGCAGCAAGCAUAUGAAGUUCUUAUUAAAAUGAAAAAAACAGAUGUGGAACCACUAGAUGAAGUGUGUUAUAGAGUUUUAAUGCUGCUCUGUGGACUUUGGGGCCAUCCUGUCCUGGCUGUGCGGAUUCUCUUUGAGAUGAAAAAUUCUGGCAUAGAACCAAAUGCAAUUACUUAUGGCUACUACAAUAAGGCAGUUUUGGAGAAUCCCUGGCCUAGCAGUAAUCGCAGUGGUAUAUUUCUUUGGACAAAAUUGCGGAAUGUGGUACACAGUAUGGCACAAUUAAGGCAAUGUCUCAAAAAGUCUACACAGACUUCACAGGUUGCUUCAAUACCAGCUUCACGGAAGAUCCCAGGUGGAAGUGAUGGGGACACGGUGAGCCAUGGUAGUGUGGAUAGUUCUAAUGAUGCUAACAGUGGGGAGCACACUCUCUUCGUCAGAGACUUAGUCAGGCUUGAUUCCAUUGAUAAUCACUCUAGCACAGGAGGCCAGUCAGAUCAAGGCUACGGUUCCAAAGAUGAACUUAUAAAGGAUGAUGGAGACCACCUUCAUUCAACAGAUGUGCUUAUAGAAAAAGAUCUUGCUGCAAAAGCUGAAAACUUAAUUGGAGAUUUUUCUGGCACCAAUGAAUCUGCAGAGAAACAGCACUCUAAUAUAGAAUCGCAAACCCCUGUGGAAGUGCCUUUGCAUUCCUCAAGCAGUAUUGUGAAGGUUCCCUCUGGUAUGUUUGUUCUUCCUGGCAGGAAAAGCAGUGGUGGAACUGCAUGCAGUCCACUGUUCAUCGUUCAGGAUCCUAUUGAAGAUUCAGUGUUUGAUUGUAACACUUCUCCCAGAAGAGCAAAUGAAAAAGGGAAGAAAAGGCAAAAACAUUUUUCUGGAAGGACUUGCAGUUUCAGUACUGAAAGCAGAGCAGACAUGCUGCUGAAGAAGAACAGCUUAGACUCUAACUCCAGUGAUCUUGCCAUAAUGAUGGGAGCAGAUGCAAAGAUCCUCACCGCCGCUCUAUUGGGGGCCAAAACCUCUCCACCCCAUAUGAGUAAAUCACAUCCUUUUGAUGAUGCCAAUGGCAUACAAUUCUUCUGUGGGUCAGACAGUCCCAGAACUCAUGAAGAAGAAAAUACAUGGGAAACAGGGGCUAGCUCUUCACCGGUUGUGAAAGAACCUGGAGAUCAAUUGAAAAACGGACUCAGUGACAGCACGGUCGAAUCGGAGUGCAGUAGCCCCAGACCUCCUGAUACCCUUCAGUCUAAAACUGAGCAAGGAGAACCCAAAGAGAUAACAAACAAAAGGAGUAGUUUUUAUGGUGUAGCCAAGCCAAUUGAAAGGGAAGGUGUUCAAAUGGGUUUGGAUCCGUUAUCUUUGCUGGCCACGGAAACAAAAGCCAUCAAACCCGCCGAGCCAGAAGAAAAGAUCAUGUCACCAGUUGUAGCACGCAAUCUGGCUGAGGAAAUUGAAAGCUACAUGAAUCUAAAAAGCCCCUUGGGCAGCAAAUCUUCCAGCAUGGAAUUACACAGGAAAGAGAGCAACCGGGAAGAGGAUUCCCCUAGUUCAUCAGGGCCCAGUUUAGAGAGAAGGUCAAGCUUGGAUUUCAUCCCACUGCCCACAACACCACAGAUUCAAAAUGUUAAUCAUAAAAGUCCAUAUGACUCCAGGUCCAAAACCUUUACUGGAAGGCCAAAGCAACUGACUCUUUCGCGCACCCAAAAAGAACGGACGAUAACUUUAACAGGGCUGGGUCGUUCUCCUCAGGCUUCGUUGGGUGCAGUUGUCCCCUAUCUGACAGGGCUGAAGCUAGACCACAUACUAUCUGGGCCUAAAAUAGAGGUCUUGAAAACUGGCAUGAAACAAGCAGCUAAUGUCGCCAGCAAGAUGUGGGGAGCAGUGUCAUCAGCAUACAGUUAUUCGGAUGAUGAGGAGGAAACCAGCCGUCCUGAUUUUACCUUUCCUGCUGGCUUUGAAGAUCAUAUAUUAGGUGUCUGUCAGUCACCAAAAAUAGGAAUCCCAGGACUGGCUACCAGUGAACUUGCACAGAGCACCACAAGUCUUGGAAGCAGCAACAGCAGUGGAGACUUAGGGAAACCACACUAUCCUACAGGGGAAAAUCAAUUUUCACGAGGUAUGAAAGGUUUGGAUUCUGAUAAAUCUGAACAUGGCUCUUCGUACAAUACCAGUCUAUCCAGUAUCUUCCAAAACUGUGCAAUGGAGGUCUUAAUGUCCAGCUGCUCUCAGUGUCGAACCUGUGGUGCCUUGGUUUAUGAUGAAGAAAUUAUGGCAGGAUGGACUGCAGAUGAUUCUAAUUUGAAUUCUACAUGUCCAUUUUGCAAAAAUGCCUUUUUACCUCUCCUUAAUGUGGAAUUUAAAGACUUACGUGGCCUUGCAAGUUUGCUUUUGAAACCAAGUACCUCUGGUGAUAGUUUACACAGCAAUAACAUUCCAUUAACCACGGAUUCUCUGGAACCGAAAUCUGCCUCCAUCCCUACCACAGAUCUAAUCAGUUUUUUAGAACCUUCAAGUGCCAACCAGACCAUCAAUGAAGAAAAUAGCAGCCCAGCAACACAAAGCAUCAAUACAGCAGAGGAAGAAGACAAAAAUCUCAAACGCAUAAAGCCUCCUGUUACAAAUAAUUCAUCAAAACGCGGGACUUCUCUGACUCGGAGUCACAGUGUUGGUGGCCCACUGCAAAAUAUUGAUCUCCUGCAAAGACCAUCUCAUGGAAUUUCAACAGUUAGCCUCCCUAAUAGUUUACAAGAGACAGUGGAUCCCUUAGCGAAAAGGACAAAUCCUUCGCCUGUAUCCGUUCCCUAUUUGAGCCCAUUGGUUCUCCGGAAGGAGCUUGAAUCUUUGUUGGAGAAUGAAGGAGAACAAGUAAUUCACACAUCAACAUUCAUCAAUCAGCAUCCCAUUAUUUUUUGGAAUUUGGUCUGGUAUUUCCGACGCCUGGACCUCCCAAGUAACUUGCCCGGUCUCAUUCUAACAUCUGAACACUGCAAUGAUGGAACGCAGCUUCCUCUGACCAACUUGUCUCAAGACAGCAAGCUAGUGUACAUACAGCUACUGUGGGACAACAUCAAUCUUCACCAAGAAUCCGGGGACCCACUAUAUGUAUCUUGGAGAAAUCACAAUUCUGCAGAAAAGAAGCCCUCGGUCAAUUCUGAAGAGCAACAAGCAAUAAGCACUUUAGUCGAAAACAUCAAACUGAACAUUCAGCACAAUGAUGUGGUUAAACCUAUUAAUCUCCUUGUGCAGAGAGUUAAGCGGGAUGAGAAACGGCAAAGGAGUUUUUACAGAGAAAUCCUUUUCCUGUCCCUGGUGUCCCUUGGAAGAGAGAAUAUUGAUAUUGAGGCCUUUGACAAUGAAUACAGAACUGCAUAUAAAAGCCUUCCAGCAGAAGUACUCAAAAAAAUGCAAAAGAUUGAUUCUCCACCCAGUGACAAUGUAGAGUGGUGCAGAAAAUGCUUUGGGGCACCUCUCAUAUAGAUUUCACCAUGGAAGACUUAUCAAGAAAAAAAGGAGAGAUAACUGGGAAUGUAUAAAUUUUGCUUCAAGCUCCAGAAUUCUAGUUAAAACAACUGCUGUGCGCAAUCCACUUAGCCAACAUUGUUCUGUGACACUUGAUAUUUAUACCAGGUCAUGAAUUAAAUACGCUAACUCAAAAUAAUCCAAUUUACAGUUAACUUUCAACCAUGCUCUAUUUAAUCCUUCCCUUCCAUCUAGAAGGUAACAAAGAUAACAAAGGGACUUUAAUUUGCUUGCUUUCUUAUAAGACUUCAGUGUUCCUUCUAGCUCAGGUUAGCCUUCUAUUUCCAGAGUACAUUGAUUUAUGUAUGGAGGAAAUUCUACUACAUUUGUAUGUGCAUAUUUAAUGUACAUUUUCAUUAUGAAAUGCAUUUAUUUCCCUUGGUUCAAAAGAAUGGGCUGUAGCUUUAGCAAAGGGGCCUCUUAAAAGCCAUCACUAUCCCAAUUCACAGAAAAAUUAUAACCUUUAUCCUGGCUGUGUAAAGCAAAGCUUGUUGUUUCUUCUUCUCAUAGUAACUUUUUAAACUGUACAUAUGUUUUCUGAAGCAAUGAUGGGUGUCUACCCGGAGUGGCUCUAAGAUUUUUUUUUAUAAAGGAAAACUGAGAGUAGAUGAACAAAGGUACAUAAAGGGGCAUGGAAUAUUCAUAUUUUUA
This is a messenger RNA of Notechis scutatus (mainland tiger snake), 6776 nucleotides long. It is a transcript of the gene DENND4C, whose product is annotated as DENN domain containing 4C. The record is from RefSeq and is a predicted model, not a curated record. Gene Ontology annotation, molecular function: protein binding. Gene Ontology annotation, cellular component: cytoplasmic vesicle. Gene Ontology annotation, biological process: regulation of Rab protein signal transduction. Lineage: Eukaryota; Metazoa; Chordata; Lepidosauria; Squamata; Elapidae.